AUGAAGACCAUCACCAUCGUCGGCGCAACCGGAAACCAAGGCCUCUCCGUCGCAGACGCCUUCCUCCCGCUUCCCGACUGGCACGUCCGCUGCAUCACGCGAAAUCCCUCUUCCCCAAAGGCCCAAGCACUCGCCUCUCUCGGUAGUAGUAUAGUCGAAGCUGACCUCGCCGACAUAACCUCUCUACACUCGGCCUUUGUCAAUUCCAAUGUUAUUUUCGUGAACACAGACUUCUGGGGCCCAUUUAACACCACCGGAAAAUACGAUGUCGCCUAUGAACAAGAGGUGCAACAUGGCCGUAACGCUGCCAUUGCCGCUAAAACUAUCCCUACACUUGAACGUUUUAUUUACUCUACUUUGGCACCGAUGAAGAAGCAUUCACAGGGGAAGUAUCCACAUUCUCACCAUUGUGACGCCAAGGCGGAGAUUAUGGAGUACAUUGAAACUCAGAUGCCGGAAUUGGCGAAGAAGACUUCAUAUAUUAUUAUAGGUGCAUAUGCGACGAAUCCCCUCUUUAUGCCUAGAUGGGAUCCAUAUAUCCAGAAGUAUCGGUUCAUGGUGCCAUUGAAGAAGGAGCAGAGGAUUCCGAUUAUUGCGGCGAGGGAAUCUACCGGUGCUUUCGUCAAGGCGUUGAUUGAUGAGCCCCCGCGGACGAGGUUGCUUGCAUAUGAUAGUGACCUCAGUAUUGAGGACAUUGUUGAUGUCUGGACUAGGGCUACUGGGUCUGAGGCUGACCUGGUCGAGGUGGAAGCUCAGGAGAUGCAUAAGGGGCUAGGUAUUCCUUGGGAAGUGCUGGAUGCGUUUCUGUUCAUUGGGGAGUUUGGGUAUGCAGGCGGGAUUGAGAACGUGAUCCAUCCAAGCCAGCUGAAGACACCAGUGCAGACGGAGUCGUUCGAGGAGUGGUUGAGAAAGAGGAACUGGGAGGAGGUCCUGCAAGGGGGUAGUAAGGAAUUGAAUAGCGUCACAGAGAAUGCACGUUAG
Messenger RNA from Aspergillus oryzae RIB40, 981 nucleotides. RefSeq lists its product as uncharacterized. The coding region runs from base 1 to 981 and encodes 326 amino acids. The record is from RefSeq and is a predicted model, not a curated record. The transcript has a single exon. NCBI's taxonomy places the organism in Eukaryota, Fungi, Ascomycota, Eurotiomycetes, Eurotiales, Aspergillaceae.